CACUCAAAACUACAGCAAUGUCAUCGAGUGAGAGUGAAUUUUCAGAUUAUGUUUCCUUGGAUUCCGAAGAUGCAUCGAGCUUAUCAGAGUCUUUAUCUGAGAUACUCAAUGCCGACGACGUUGAAAGUAAUAAUUACGUGUACGAAGAGGAGCCAGAGGCUACUGAGGAAAAAAAUGCUGCCUACCUCAAACAGGUUGAAGCCGAGGAGAAGCUAGAGGAAGACCUCAAGAAACGUUUCAACGAAGAAAGUCAAGUAAAUACRUGGUGUAAAUGUUCUAACUGUUCCGUCGAAAAUCUAGUGAAGCACGAGGAGUGUUUUUGUUGCAUUGAACUCGACCGUUGUCAAGAGAAAAUGGAGAGUAGAGUAUAGAAAUGGACAACCGUUGCAUUACAAUCCAUCCAGGAUUUCGCAACGUUUGCUUAGACAAAUGGGUCCUCGAAGUUGCAGCUAUAGGACUYAAAACACGGAAAGGACGUAGUUACUUGGCGCUAUAUAGAGAAGGCAGGAAAACUGAAUCCGAGUUUCUACGUUCUGUGGGAUACAGACAGGUCAUAAGAUUUAUUUUCGACUACAUGGGUAACAGUAUGAGAACACCACUGCCUGCUUGUGUUUAUCAUGCCAUAAGGGCUAAGUUCCCAAGUGACAAUUACGAAGGUUUUGAAGAAGAAGAAGUGGAAGAGGAAGACGAUGACGAAGAUGAAGGAGAUGAAAUGAACAAUGAAGUACUUCUGCUUAGCCUCUUCUUUGGUUUCUUUGUCUAACAUGCUGUGCAUUGGCUCAGGUGUAGAUUCCUUUAGCUCCUCUUCCA
Messenger RNA from Exaiptasia diaphana, 810 nucleotides. RefSeq lists its product as uncharacterized. Bases 374 to 763 code for a protein of 129 amino acids. NCBI's taxonomy places the organism in Eukaryota, Metazoa, Cnidaria, Anthozoa, Actiniaria, Aiptasiidae. The record is from RefSeq and is a predicted model, not a curated record. The transcript is spliced from 4 exons.